UCCAUCUCUUUCUCCCAAAUCAUAAUCCACUCAUAAUCUCAAAAGGGUCACCACCUUUUUCCUCGAUCUCCUCCAAAUUCCCCCCUCAUGUUCACCUCCUCCCAUCCCACCACUCCUCCUCCCCUCCCGGACCUCUCCUUGCACAUAAGCCCGCCGUCAAAUUCCGGCAGCACCGGCAGCGAUCUCAGCCAUGAAACUGCCACCGCCGCCGCUGGCUAUUUUCUUCCACCUAAACCCCAUAUGGGUCUACCUCUUGAGCUUGAAACAAGCUUCAACAAUGGCCGCCAUUUUAACCACCACCUACCUCAAAUCUAUGGCCGCCAUUUUAAAAGAGCUGCAAAAAUGGGUAUUAGAGCUCCAAGAAUGAGAUGGACUACAACGCUUCAUGCUCAUUUUGUCCACGCCGUUCAGCUGCUUGGCGGCCAUGAAAGGGCAACACCAAAAUCUGUUUUGGAGCUUAUGAAUGUCAAGGAUCUAACCCUAGCUCAUGUAAAGAGUCAUUUACAGAUGUAUAGAACAGUGAAAAGCACUGACAAAUCAACUGCCUUGAAGAACCAAAGACAAGAAGUUGAUCCAAGUGGUGCUGAGAUCUCUAACCCUAUGUGGAAAAGCUCUGAUCAAAUGAACUUGUUCUGUUCAUCAAUGGAGACAAAUCAAGAGAUGACGACGAGAUGGAGUCAACAUUACAACAACAACAACAAUAUUGGAAACAACCAGCAGCAACAGCAACAGCAACAACAGCUGGACCGACACAAAGCGAGCAUCGAAAUCUCGAGCGGCGUGAAGAAGCAGAGGUUGGAAGGUAGCUGCUUGUCGUUGUGUGAUCAUCAUCAUGGCGGUGUGUAUCAUACAAAUAUUAAUAAGCUAAACUUAGAUAUCACUCUUGGAUGCCCAAAUGCUCUUACAAUUGAGUCUAAUACUCACUCUUCAUCUUCUGAACCUCCCCUUCUUAAAUGCUAAAAUUAAUUAAAGCCUUCAUCUUUGUGGGUUUUUCUUAUAGUUCUUAACAUAAUUGAUGUGGGUUUUUGUUAUUAGUUCUUAAUAUUUCUAUAUGAGUUCUUGUUGGAGAGGUGAAGAUUGUGUUAUCUCAUUGAGAUCUUCCUUUGUUGUAUAUGUUAUGAUCAAGAGAGUAAAGAGAGAUGUUUGAUUUUGACAUU
Messenger RNA from Cucurbita pepo subsp. pepo (vegetable marrow), 1157 nucleotides. NCBI's taxonomy places the organism in Eukaryota, Viridiplantae, Streptophyta, Magnoliopsida, Cucurbitales, Cucurbitaceae. The record is from RefSeq and is a predicted model, not a curated record.